GGAGAAAUCCCCAGCCAGAGCUCGCCCGCCUGAGCCAAGAGAGAGAUCAACUUACCGCUCCCAUCUGCCUUAGAUGUGGCAGUAUGGGAGAGGGAGAGAUUGUGUGUUGUGAGUAUGGACAGAUGUGGGGCUUUUCUCUUUAGCCACAUGAACAUGUACGCUGACACCUGUACUAGGGCUUCUGGCCCCAAAGCCACACAGAUCAUCCCCCAAGGGUGGGGUUUCUUAUGUACCUACAGCCAAAGGCCUUUCCAUAUGGUCCGAGCAAUCAUCCCCAGCCCUGAUGCAUGUGUACCUGUCUUUUAACACUAACCCUUGCACUUGUAGGUUUGGGGUUUCUCAGUGUCCUCUACUCCCAUUGAGCUGUGGCUGUUACCUUCUUAUUCCUUACUAGCAUGCCACUUCCUGCCAGAUAGAGGGAGACGAGAUUCAAUGGCGUGUUGCUUUGCUGUCCAGCCCCAGCCACCCCAUGCACUCAGGACUUUGUCUCCCCAUAGCUGCUUAUUUAUCUCUUCCCCUUCCUAAACUGCAGUGAAGCAUUCACUUACUGAGAAUGUAUGAAGCAGCAGUAUCUUCACCUCUUCAUGUGCUCUAUUCCUUAUUCCUAUCUGCUACCAAAAACAAACACAAACAAAAAAAGCAAAACUCUGAAUGUUUGAAUAAUUUUUCAUUUCCAAAUCUAUUGGGUACCUCAUUUUGUCUCUUGACUUUCCUUGGUCGAAUGGUGGGGUUUUUCCUACUUCCCCACCAUGCGUUGGGAACCUCAUCUUGUGGCCUUAUUGUUAGUGGCAAUGAAAAGGAGAGAGCCUGGGAUCUAACGGGGCUUCCCUGUCUCCUUCCCUACCUUCCCGUUCUAAUCAGGGCAGACAGGAACAGUGUAACUUAAAACUUGUUCCAUCAGGUUACUGGAUUAACUAAUUCUUUUAUGUUUUAUAACAGCUUACUGUCUAACAUCUGCAUAUUAUCAUCUUUGGUCAUCUGUGGGCUCCUUCCUCUCCUCUUUGUUCCCCGGCCCACAUCACUCCUUUCGAUCAGCCUCCUGCAAGUCAUCAGACAGGAGCUGCUUUCACUCUCUGUUCCUCAUUUCCCGCACAGCUCUCAGUUUCCCUUCUUUUCUACAAUAUGACUUGUGUCCACCAGUGUCCAUCACCCUUGUCUUCCCUACCUUCUCUCAGCAGGGUCCUGGCCUAGCUACUAGGUGUCUCUAGUCAUAAAAUUUCUUUGAACUCGGUUUUUUGUUCUCUGCCCCUCAAAUGUAGUGUUUGUCCGAGCUCUGAAACAUUGUGGCCAAGGUCCUGAGUGGCUUAUGAGUGUAAGAGUGAGUGUAGAGAGAACAGGAAAGUGUGUCAUCUCAGCAGAGUGCUCAGGACACGGACUGUCUGUCUGGGAGAUUGGUGAGUGUGGCUAUUGGCUACUGUUAUUUGGUGGGCUCCAGGGAAAGAAAUGCACCCUUCCUCUUUCUCAUCUUUCCUUGGCUCUGAACUGUGCAGUCUCUUUCAGAGCCAGAGCCCUGUGGAUAGAUAGGUCAGCUUUAAUAGCUUUUGAGUAGAAAACCCUCCCGGCUGUACCAGAGCCACCUUCUGCCAUCUGCUCCACCAAAGAGUCUUCUUUGCUGCCUCCAUCUUAAAUGUACAGAAUACCUGCUUGCUUCCUUUUUUAUUUUAGCUCCCAAAAUUUAUUGUCAUGGAGGAAAGAGAAAAUGUUCUACUUUAUAUGAUUAUUUCCUCAGAGUUUAGAUUAGUGAGCCCAUCCUGUAACAUGUUCUGCUGCAUUGUAUCUAAGUUUUCCCUCCUCCUCUUUAGAGUCAGUGCUGAACAAGCCACACCCAGUGGGAGGGAAAACAAAACAAAACAGGAGAUGGCUUUCUCAUCCUCUACCACCAGGGACUCAACAGGAACAGCCCCUGAGGUGACAAGGCUAGCAAAGGCCACCAGAUGGUCAGGGGCAGGGUAUUGUCUCCAGGGAUUUCACCUGGCUUUAGAAACUCAGAGCUGUGUUUGUGUUAAGGGCUUCUUUAGAUGGCUGCUUCCUGGGAUUUGUUUUUCCUGUUUAUAAAUUUUGUUUCUUUUUUGUUUUUGUUUUUUCAAGACAGGGUUUCUCUGUGUAGCCCUGGCUGUCCUGGAACUCACUCUGUAGAUCAGGCUGGCCUGGAACUCACAGAGAUCCAGCUGCCUCUGCUUUCCGAGUGGUGGGAUUAAAGGUGUGUGCCACCACUGCCAAGCAUCUUUUUUUUUUUUUUUUCUGUCUUCCCACUAGCGGCCUUGCACUAAAGCAUGUCUGAGUUUGUGGCUCCCAAGGAGCCUUCAUAGACUUGGCUGUUUUUCUUACCCCAUCAAUCAAGGAUUUUGUUUUUCUUUUGGUUUUUCAAAACAGGAUUUCUCUGUAGCUUUGGUGCCUGUCCUGGAACAGGCUGGCCUCAAACUCACAAAGAUCCAUCCGCCUGUGCCUCCCAAACGCUGGAAUUAAAGGCGUGUGCCACCACAGCCCGGCUCAGUCAAAGGUUUUUAAAGUUAUGAACCGGUGCCACUUCAUCCAUACCCUGCCAGUCUAGUCUGCCCCUGUGUGGAUAUCUAGUAUACAAGGACUCUCCAGUCUUUGUUUCCAUAGCAGGAAGUCAGCGUUAGGCCCACAGAACUGCAGUAGGGAGGCAGCACUGAAGCCUCUGUAGUUGGUUCUCUAAGAAAGCAGAGCAGCAGCUUACAGUGAAGCUUCUCUUAUAGUCAAGGGGUUGUCACCUACAGUAUUGCUGCCAGUGGUCACUACCUUGGCCUUUGCCUUCCAGACUUACCUGAACCAGAACCAGCUGUCAUACAGCUAUCAUACACCCAUCUUGACAUCCUAUGAUGUGUCAUAGAAGAGUCUUUGGUGUUCUGUAUGCUUCUUGUAUUUGGAUAUCAAUUUCUAUCUUUAGGUUUAGGAUAGUUUGUGCUAUAAUUUCAUUAAAUAAUUUGAUUGAUCCUUUUGAAUUUAUCUCAGGUCCUCCUCCUUCUACCCCAUGGGUUCUGAGGUUUGUUUGAUCUUCUGAAUAUAUCCCAAGCUUUCUGAAAAUGCUGCUCAUGUUAAUUUUAUAAACAUGUGUGCAUGCAUAUGUGUGAGUCUGUCUGAGUAUAUUGUUGUCCCAACUCUGUCCUGCAUUCCCGAACUCUUUGAUCUUAUAGCUUGGUGAUGCUUUCUGGCUAGGUUUUUCAGUUGUUUCACAUUGGUUUCUGUGUGGUUCCUUUUCCAUGUUUGAAUGCCCUCACAAAAAUUUCCCUCCAUGUUUCUGACUUUCUCCUCCAGCUUACCCACUAUCUUAUUCACUUUGGAGGUUUUGUAUACAAUUCCUUAGUCCAUUCAUGUGUAUUUGAGACUUCUAUACAGUCAUUCAUCCUUUUUAAGAAUGAAACUCCAAAUCCUUUCUCCAACAUUUCAGCCAUCUCAGGACUUUGAGUUUCCAUUAAGGAAAAGUUUGGAAUAUGUCCUGGUGGGUUGUUGUCUCAUAAUAUUUGUGUUUCUCUGUGGUGUUUUAUGCAUCAGUCGAGAUGGAGCUAUCCUCCAAUUUUAACUCAUCCUUUUCCAACUCCGUUGUUUUGCAUAAGUCCACUGAGCCCUUCUUAAGAACCUAUCAGGAGGGAGCUGAGAAUGUGAUAUCUGAGGACUCUUCUGAGCGACCCCACUCCUACAUGAUAAAGCUUGUUCAGAGCUGGGAAGGCACCCAAGGAGAACUAGAAAGGACACGGCUCCUUCCUCUCCUCCUGUCCAAGGCUGUAAGCCCCAGACCACAUACUACAGGGAGCUGGGCUGGUGAACCUCGCCUUGCCACCUUCUUCCCUCUCCCAAUCUGUAGCUCUUGACUCCCUUUCUUGGUUCACUUCCAUCUCCUCAGCGGCCUGCCCUCCAGCACCGUCAUCCUGAGAGACUGAGUGUUUCACAGCCUGAGUCACUGAAAGACACGUGCACACAAGAGUUUUCCUUUGGCUUCUGAGAGAGGCUCCUUAAAGGUGCUAACUCCUGAGAUUACUCUCCCCAGUUUGUCCCUUUCAUAGCUUUCUUCCCAUCCCCAGAUCACAUUUCCAUUAAUAUUAUCUCUUAUGUCCACAAAAAAAGAAAUGCAUUAUAAUCAGUCUGUUUAACUCUAGUCUUCCUGCUGUGUGCUCUUCCUCUUUCUUUAGCUAUGUUUGUCCAGAGUGAGAGGUGUGAGGACCUGAGGCCUGCUGAAGACCCCAGCCCUCUACAGUCCAUCUAGACAUUGUUAAAACAUUGUUUGUCUCUGUACACAUGAAUGUGCACAGACAAAUCCUCCUACUCUGGCCGGAGUAGUGACCCCACAGGAAUGAGCACAGUGCUGCUGGCCAACAUCUCCACCCUCUGCACUGUCACUUAGAGGUAAAACCAACCCCAGGAUGAACAAGGCUGGUGAGAACAGGGCAGGCUGUGUCCUUGUAGGUACAAGCUAGAAGGUGUUUUCUUUGGUUUUUCUUUUGUUUUUUUAAUGUGAGCUCUAGUUUCGCUGGCUUUACCUUAGGGCAGUCCCAGAGCAGUAUCAGCAGCACCAUCAUCUGAAGCUUGCUAGAAAUGCGCACUCUUGGCCAUCCCUGCCUCCUGAGCUGAGCACUCUGUGCUUCUAGUACACACUAAUGCAUGAGUCCCUUGGGGACAAGGAUUACUUUAAAUGUGUCCUCUGCCUUAGCCUUGACUUCUCAUUUCCCCUGAGUCCCCCUUCCACCCCCACAUCACUCAGCCCAGUUCUAGGCUUUCUUUCUUCUAGUCUUAGCUCUAAAACCUUUUCCUACAUUGUUCUUGGCAGGACUUACCCAUAUUUCCUUGCAGGCUUCUUGCUCUGCAUUUUCGGUUACAUUAAGAGCCAGCAGGAAAGCCGGGAGUGGUGCAGCCUUUGAUCCCAGCACUUGGGAGGCAGAGGCAGGCAGAUUUUUGAGUUCAGGGCCAACCUGGUCUACAUAGAGAGUUCAAAGCCAACCAGAGUACACAGAGAGACUCUGUCUCAAAAUAGACAACAAAAUCAGCAGGAGCCAUAGUUGUCCAAUUUCACACACACACACACACCCCUCUUGCAGGCAGGGAUAUUAGCCUCCAUCCCACAGUGGAGCCUGCUACACCCUGAUAGAAUAUCUCUUGAGAAGAGAGAAAUGUGUAUCUAUGAAUAUAUCUCUGUUCACCUAUAUAUUUUUGACAUGUAGCAAUACCUGUCCAUCCUGAAGGAGCUUGACCCAGUCCGGGUCCCCAGGCUCCAGUGGUAGGCCUCACAGGUGGGAGGGUCCAGUGCUACGGGCUGUUUUGUUACAAAACUGUCUUUUCUCCUUUCCUUCCACCCAGUUCAGCAUGAACCCUGUGAGCAGGCUCUCACAAUCUCCUGGGGCGGGGCUGAGGCAGGGGCUUUGAGCUCACCUCCCUAACCGUCCUGUCCUACUUCCCCCAAGCCAUGUAGUAGUUAUCACCCAGUCUUGCCUUCUCCCUCAGUCCUUCGCCCUGACAUAUACUGUGCCUUAUUUAUGCUGCAAAUACAACAUUAAACUAUCGAGAGAGUCAAUGGUGUGUUUGGUGCUUCCUGCUCAAGCCCAUGAGGCCCGCUGCCCACUCCUGCAGACUCAUGGGGCUUUCAUGUCUGAUUAUCCUUUCCCUUCAGUUUCUUAGGGCAGAAAGAGCACAGUUCUCAUCUCUGCUUUAUGUAAGUAACAUGGUGUUCAUCACCAGAAUCCUGACUGGAGAACUUAGUGUGUGCUUCAUGUAAAUAGGAAAUGGGAUUGCCUUAGGAACAAAAGCCUCUGCUCUUUCAGUGUUUUGUCCUCAGCCUCUUCCAGCAAUCGAAAGGAAGAAAAGAGCCGGGCGGUGGUGGCGCACACCUUUAAUCCCAGCACUCGGGAGGCAGACAGGUGGAUCUCUGUGAAUUCGAGGCCAGCCUGGUCUACAAAAGCUAGUUCCAGGACAGGUUCCAGAGCUACAGAGAAACCUAUCUCAAAAGAGACUGGGGAAUGUUCAUAGAGAUAGACAAAGUCAAGCUUUCUUAUAGAGGGGAAAAGGGGCUGGAGAGGUGGCUCACAGACACAACUCCAGCUCCAGGGGCUCUGGUGCCCUCUUCUGGCCUCCACAAGCACUGCACCCACCUGCACAAUGCCCUUCCCAGCACACACACACACACACACACACACACACACACACACACACACACAUAUAAUCAAAAAGAAAAGAAAAAAAUGAAAAAGAGGAAGAAGCCUGGAAACAGCAGGCAGACCUUGUUUAGAAGCAGAUGAACGCUCACAGGAAAACAGGUCCUGCUCAAGGGUCUGUGCAUUCCUUAUUAUAAUUACCACUGAAAGCAAGGACAGCGAUGAGACUGAAGAACUUGACAGAUUCGUGAAAGACUUGGAGCCCCCUUUGGAAAGUGAAAGCACUUUUGUUGGCCCUCACUGUGUAGGGCUGGCAAGAUGGCUCAGCAGUGAAAUCCUUACUGCCAAGCCUAGAGACCUGAGCUGACAACGGUAAGGUGCUCUCUGUGAGGUAUGUCUCACCAUCCCCAGGUAAAUAAAUAAAAGGAAAAAGGGGGCAGGAGCAUGUAGGGGCGCAAGAAGAAAGGACUUUUGGGGAUGGGCUGGAGAGAUGGCUCAGUGUUUACGUGCUGCUCACACGUAAGGGCUCAGGCUCACAACUGUCUGCAACUCCAACUCUAGAGAUCUGAUUCUAAACUGGCCUCCCAGGUACCUGCGCUCACAUACAUGAGGGCAGACAUUCACACAACUAAAGAUAAAAUAAGUUUUUGAAAAGGGCCAUAGCCGGGCGAUGGUGGCGCACGCCUUUAAUCCCAGCACUCACUCAGAAGGCAGAGGCAGGCGGAUCUCUGUGAGUUCAAGGCCAGCCUGGUCUACAAGAGUUAGUUCCAGGACAGGCUCCAAAGCUACAGAAAAACCCUGCCUAGAAAAAAAAAAAAAAAAAAGGCCAUAGGCCAAUCUGGUCUACAGAUUGAGUUCCAGGCCAGAACUACAAAGUGAGACCCUAUGUUUGUUUAUUUGUUUGAUUGUUAGUUGGUUUUUCCAGACAGGGUUUCUGUGUAGAUCAGGCUGGCCUCAAACUCAGAGAUCCGCCUGACUCUGCCUCCCCAGUGCUGAGACCCUGUAGAUAGGCAGACAGACAGACAGACAGACAAGUCUGGGAGUUUGGAAUCCAAAGGCAAGAUCAUGUAACAGGUUAGCUGGAUUAAUUUAUACUGUGGUGGAGGUGCCUGCUCCAUAGGGAGAAGCCAGCUAACUUCAGCACAGACCCUGGCACUUGAGUGUGGUGGGCAGAGUGCCUAUUCUGUCUCUGGUCCAGUAGUAUUGCCCUGCACUCACUCGGUUUACCACCCACAACAGCCUCAGGGGAUCUCUGAAAAUUCAAGGCCAGCUUGUUCUACCUAGAGAGUUCCGAGACAGCCACGGCUACUAGUGAGACCCUGUAAACAAACAGAAAACCUGAACUCCUGCCAGGUGGGUGUUGGUGGUGUACAUCUCUAACCCAGCACUUGGGAGGCUGAGAACAGAGGCCAGCAUACUCUGGACUACACAGAGUCCAAUCUUAGAAAAUCACAAGCAAGCUGAGGAUGGUGAUGCACACACCUUUAAUCCCAGCACUCAAGAGGCAGAGUUCCUCCAGGACACCCAGGACUGUCACAUAGAGAAACCUUGUCCCAAAAAAACAAAACAAGCAAACAAAAACAACAAAACUCUUACCCACAAACCUAAAUGUAAGUAGGUUACAAUAAAGUACUAUCCCCUUCAGCAAAAAAAAAAAAAAUUUAAUUAAAAUAAAAUAACCAGGCUGAAUGGAAUGCGUAAAGGGCUUUUACAUAUGAGAUGAGAGAUGCUGAGACGCCAUGAACAAACUCAGACCUCUGAAGGAGCCAUCAAGAGGCUAAAGCCAGUGCAGCACAGGGAAAAGUGUAUCCAAAGAAAGCCUCUGGAGAUGGUAAGUUUCCCAGGACUGGCAUGGGGGAGGAAAGCAAAGGAAAUCACAGUUGACAUUUAAAAAAUAUCAGCUCUGGGCUGGAGAGAUGGCUCAGCAGUUAAGAGCACACUGACUGUUCUUCCAGAGGACCUGAGUUCGAUUCCCAGCAACCACAUGGUGGCUCACAACCAUCUGUAAUGAGAUCUGGUGUCCUCUGGCCUGCAGGCAUACAUGGAGGCAGACUCUCUAUACAUAAUAAAUAAUAAAAUCUUAAAAAAGAAAACUCUUUAAAAAAAAUAUCAGCUCUGUGCUUUGCUACAAAAGCCAAAUAAUGUUUCUCCUAGGAAGUAAUCCAUUUUAUUGUUCCUGUAUGUAAGGAAAGGGAAGCUGAGAAUGUCAGUAGUUUGCUUUGCUGACGGCUAAAUCAGAACCCUGACAUGGUACUUCUUGAGUUUAGGUUAGAGACAUGGCACCUACACGGCAGGUACGGCCCUCCCCUGGCCUAGAGUGAUUCUGUCUUUCCCUGAAGCAGGACCCUGGUCGCCAGUUCCAGUAGUAUUUUAGAACCCAGCGCCAGGCAGAGGCUGCCCCCCCCCCCCUCAAAGAACCGUGUCCUUAAAUCCUCCCAGACAGGCCUGGAAAAGGCAAUGGUUGUACCUGACAGCAGAGUAGUGGCCACACGGUGGCAGCAGAGCUUCGGCUGUGGAAUUCCAUUCCCCAGUUCUCUAGCAAAGAUGGGCUCCGUCCAUCCACAAAAUUUACAAGCCACUGCUACUCAUUAAGACCCCAAAGCCCACCUGUCACUCACCUUAUUGUCCAUAGGUAAGUCAUAAGAGUAGGGACUCCAUGUUUAACCUUAUCAGAAGUAGCGGGGAUUGGAAUGGGCUGCAGUCCUGACUGCCCAUCUCAGGCAUGGGGAGGGACCAAGGUGGGUCACCCUAGCCUACUAGUAACCCUAGUUCCUUCCCAUCCAGGAAAUAACAAUCCUGACAGGAGUUUCUUCAGUCAGUUGAUCAAUUGAAGCUCUCCAACCUGUUGAAGAAUUGGGGGUUCUUAUAAGGCUCCCCCAGGGCCUAGCUCUGACAAACCGUCUGCAAUUAAUGAUGCUUCCUGAGCUCUGGAGACAGGAUUUAUGCAUCUAAUAAAGUCUGUAACUCCAGGCUUAGGCCGGGGGGUAGGAAGCUGAGAGCAGAAAGUCCCCAGGGGGAUAUGAGAAGGGGUCCCAGGUGGCUCUUAAUAGAGCCAUGCAUUUCUGUUGCCUGUCUAGAUUUCCCUCAGGCUGCUGCUGAGGUGGGGGUGGGCCAGCAGGUAUAAGAGGAUGGUGUGCCAGUGGGGAGGUGGAUGGCAGCAUGGAUUCCAAGCAGGUUGCUGUGCUGCUGCUAUUGCUGCUGCUGCUGCUGGACUCGGGUCAUUCUGAAGAACCAGGGAGCCGGGAUGGAGACCAGGUCUUUGCAGAAGAAGAUGGGGGACCCCACCCACCACAGGAUGCCCAGACUCCUGGGACCCUCUUGCGUUUUCUGCUUCAGGCCAUGGAGAGACCUGGCAAAAGCCCAGCCUUCCUGUUUCAUCCUCAGAGGUUUGGCAGAAAUACCUGGGGGUCCUGGAGCAAAGAGCAGCUAAGUCCCCGGGCUAGAGAGUUCUGGAGCCUGGCUGCCCCUCAGCGCUUUGGGAAGUAACAGCAUCAUCCCUGUGAUGUGUCUGCAUGCAAAAUCACCCCCCAUGUGCCACGCGUGCCCCCAAAUAAAAUGGCCUGUCUUCUGAAUCCAUGUGUUUGGACAAGACUUUCAGGGAAUGGGCGGCGGAUUCCAAGGACAAGAAGCAUAGCCCCCUCACCUCCACUCAAAUUCACACCAUUCUGCUCAAAGGGUCCCCAGCUAACUGCACAUAGCCUCCUUCCUACAGUAACAGAAAAAC
Molecule: messenger RNA, 9828 nt
Organism: Alexandromys fortis (reed vole)
Lineage: Eukaryota; Metazoa; Chordata; Mammalia; Rodentia; Cricetidae
Product: cyclic AMP-dependent transcription factor ATF-7
Exons: 3
Coding region: 9264-9590 (108 amino acids)
Biological process (GO): excitatory postsynaptic potential; regulation of transcription by RNA polymerase II
Cellular component (GO): perikaryon; axon terminus; dendrite
Molecular function (GO): neuropeptide hormone activity; cAMP response element binding; G protein-coupled receptor binding
Source: RefSeq, a predicted model, not a curated record